Cygnus olor (mute swan) is the source of this 1349-nucleotide messenger RNA. RefSeq names its product chromobox 3 (gene CBX3). Gene Ontology annotation, cellular component: pericentric heterochromatin; nucleus. The transcript is spliced from 7 exons. Lineage: Eukaryota; Metazoa; Chordata; Aves; Anseriformes; Anatidae. The coding region runs from base 209 to 832 and encodes 207 amino acids. Gene Ontology annotation, biological process: negative regulation of transcription by RNA polymerase II; chromatin organization. The record is from RefSeq and is a predicted model, not a curated record. Gene Ontology annotation, molecular function: chromatin binding.
GGGGCUAUAAUUAGCCGCAGGGGGCUAUAACGCUGUUUUACCCCCCACAGUGCCGGUAGCGUGGCCCCUUCCCCUCACGGCCGGGCGGGAAGAAGCGGUACCGGCCCGGGAGAGCGCAGCGGGGGGGCGCGCCGGGCCGCUCCCUCCCCUCCCUGCCUCCCCACACGCCCCGCGACAAAGGUAAAAGCUCUGCAAGUCUGCAAUAAAAAUGGCCUCCAAUAAAACUACAUUGGAGCAGAGAUUAUCAGAUGCCAACCCCUCCUGGACCUUUUUAAUGAUGCAUUCAUGGAUCUCAAGUCCUCACAAAAUGGGAAAGAAACAAAAUGGCAAAGGUAAAAAAGUUGAAGAGGCAGAGCCUGAAGAAUUUGUUGUGGAGAAAGUCCUGGACAGACGUGUUGUGAAUGGAAAGGUGGAAUACUACUUGAAAUGGAAAGGCUUUACAGAUGCUGACAACACGUGGGAACCUGAAGAAAACUUAGAUUGUCCAGAGCUAAUUGAAGCUUUUCUGAACUCUCAGAAAGCUGGUAAAGAAAAAACAGAUGGUGCCAAAAGGAAAUCUUUGUCAGAUAGCGAAUCUGAUGAUAGUAAAUCAAAGAAAAAACGUGAUUCUGUUGAUAAGCCAAGAGGGUUUGCAAGGGGUCUUGAUCCUGAGCGGAUAAUUGGGGCUACGGAUAGCAGCGGAGAGCUUAUGUUCCUCAUGAAAUGGAAAGACUCUGAUGAGGCAGAUCUGGUGCUGGCCAAAGAAGCUAACGUGAAGUGUCCUCAGAUUGUAAUCGCUUUUUAUGAAGAGCGACUAACUUGGCAUUCGUGCCCAGAAGAUGAAGCACAAUAAUUGUUUGCAUUGCUUUUUUAUAUAUAUGAAUAUUAAAACCUGAAAUUUGAUUUAUUAGCAAUGUGAGAAACAUACAUUCUAACAGGAUUCAAAUUUGAUAUUUUUUUGUAGUAGUGUGUUUUGCAUCAACAGCAAGUAAAUAAAAGCUUUCUGCAACUUGUUUCAUUUAUCAUGAGAGAGCAUUUGAUACUACUACUUCCUCCAUAUUAGGUAAAAGCUUUUAUAAAACAUUCAUAAACUUCCAUAGUUAUUACCGAAUCAUAAUGAAUGUCUAAACAAGCUCACAGAUGUUUUGUAGUCUUCUAUACUAUUGAUGUGCAUGUAUCUUCUUUACCCAAACCUAGCCCUUAAAACCUGUAGAAUCAUUCUUUUUAGUAUUUGGGAUCACUUGGUCCCAAGAAGACCAGGUGAAAACUAACUUUGUAGUAAUUUGAAUGUUAUCAGACUGUAUAUUGUUUACUUUAUUGUAAAUACUGGUGAACAGUGGUCAAUAAAAUAGUUUUAUAUUCUUCCUUUA